This is a messenger RNA of Ilyonectria robusta, 1118 nucleotides long. Its product is annotated as heat shock protein 30. The coding region runs from base 218 to 880 and encodes 220 amino acids. Gene Ontology annotation, biological process: response to hydrogen peroxide; response to salt stress; response to heat. The transcript has a single exon. The record is from RefSeq and is a predicted model, not a curated record. Lineage: Eukaryota; Fungi; Ascomycota; Sordariomycetes; Hypocreales; Nectriaceae.
GGGGGAAACAAUUAAUGUAAUCUUCGCCGUCCCUUAUUUCACUAUAAAGCGACGCUGUAUAUUCCUCAAAGCCCAAUCUGCCUCUUCAUCCGAACACACACACUCACAAGCCUAAUAAGAAGCUCUUCUAUCUGCUCCAUCUUCAACACCUGCUUAACGCUUCCAUUAUCAAACCACCCAUCCAUUUUACAGUCUUACUACCAGCCUAAUACACAAAAUGGCCUUCUCACCGUGCAAAUUCUACAAGUCCGACGCCUCCUUCACUCCCCUCUUCCGACUCCUCAAUGACUUUGACAACUACUCUCGCCAAGACGCUCGUCGAAGUGCUGUUCCUCAGUGGCAGCCGAAGUUUGACAUCCGCGAGACCCAGCAAGCUUAUGAGCUCCAUGGCGAGUUCCCUGGUGUGAACAUGGACAAUGUCAAUGUCAUCUUCACCGAUCCUCAAACAAUCCUCAUCUCCGGCAAGAAGGAGCGUGCUUUCACAGCUGGUGCCACACCUACUGCCAUCGCUGAGGACACCACUAGCGAUACUGCCAGCGACAUCGAUGAGAAGAGGAGCUCCUAUCAGGCCACCGUCGAAGAUGAGGAGUUCGAGUCUAUCUCUUACGAUGGCGAAGAGGCUCCCGAACAGGCCGAGAAGACUGCGUCUGAAGUAGUCGAGCCCAAGAAGGCCGAGAAAACUGAAACGACUGAGCCAAAGCCCGCCGACAACGCCAAGUGGUGGCUCACAGAGCGCACCGUUGGCCAGUUCUCCCGAAGCUUCAACUUCCACAACCGGGUCGAACAUGACGCUGCGACUGCCAACUUCAAGGAUGGCAUCCUCUCAAUCAUCGUUCCCAAGUCUGAGAAGCACGAAUCGCGGCCCAUCUCCAUCAACUGAUUCAUGUACCCCAAUAUCUAAUAGUGGCCAAGCAUACGAUGCUUAAGGUUGCCAUACAAAUAUUGCAUGUCGGCGGAGCUUCCGAGUUCAGGUGUUCCAAUCAUCGGUUAUUUUUUGAUUAAUGGAUGGGUACAUGGGAUGGAGUGUGUUUGGCUUUAGUACGGUUUUGUUCGGUGCCGUUGUCAUUAGGCAAUUGUAAGAUAGGAAUAUUGAAUCAAUACAAAGACAUUUCGCGUUG